Molecule: messenger RNA, 513 nt
Organism: Acaulospora morrowiae
Lineage: Eukaryota; Fungi; Glomeromycota; Glomeromycetes; Diversisporales; Acaulosporaceae
Source: the annotation of a GenBank genome assembly
AUGAAUACCCUCGAAAAAGCAACAUUCGCGGCCGGUUGUUUCUGGGGCGUCGAACAUAUUUUUGCUAAAAAUUUCGAUAUUAAAACAAGAGUUGGCUUCAUUGGUGGAAAAGUGGAGAAUCCUUCGUAUAAAAAAGUAUGCACCGGCGAAACGAACCAUGCCGAAGCCUGUCAGAUCCUUUACGACCCUAGCAAAAUUUCAUACGCCACCCUCGUAGAAUUCUUCUACAAAACUCACGAUGCCAGCACACUAAAUCGCCAAGGGAACGAUAAUGGCACACAAUAUCGAUCAGCGAUAUUUUAUCAUUCAGAAGAACAAAAACGAAUUGCUGAAGAGGUGACCAAGAAAGUACAGGAGAAAAUUAACAAGGAAAAAGAUAUCUAUUCGGGAGAUAAGAUUGUCACAACAAUUGAAGAGGCGGGAGAGUUUUAUGACGCUGAGGAGAUGCAUCAGAAGUAUUUGGAUAAAGUUCCAAACGGAUAUCAGUGUGCAACUCAUUACAUUAGAUGGUAA